Colletotrichum truncatum is the source of this 1710-nucleotide messenger RNA. Its product is annotated as transporter YIL166C-like protein 1. Gene Ontology annotation, molecular function: transmembrane transporter activity. Lineage: Eukaryota; Fungi; Ascomycota; Sordariomycetes; Glomerellales; Glomerellaceae. Gene Ontology annotation, cellular component: membrane. Gene Ontology annotation, biological process: transmembrane transport. The record is from RefSeq and is a predicted model, not a curated record.
AUGGGUGUAGUAGAAUCUGUCAAGCCGGCCAUUGAGUCGGCCUCGGACUCGUCAGAAUCUGUUAACAAAACAGUGCCCAAAGAGUCGAUUGCGUCCAUCGAACCGCUUGGCAAACCUCGACCCGAAAGAAGAUUCUGGUUUCAGAAAAGGAAAAAUUAUGACAAAACUUCAAUCGGAACUCAGCCCAGUGUCUACGACGAUGCUGUUCUAGCACCACAGUACCAGCCACGUGAUGAUUGGGAGAACCUCCACCGUUUCAAUCCUUCUGCAAGAUGGACCUGGGAGGAAGAGGACGCCGUUGUUCGGAAGACGGACUGGAGAAUCAUGAUCUGGGCUUGUAUAAUGUUUAUUGGCCUUGAAAUUGAUCGCGCCAACUUGAGUCAGGCUUUGACAGACAAUUUCCUAAACGACUUGGGAAUGACGACGAACCAUUAUAACAUGGGCAAUACUGUCUUUUCCCUUUCGUUCCUUUGCGCCGAGCUGCCUUCUCAGCUAGUGUCAAAAUGGGUCGGGCCUGAUCGCUGGAUUCCAGCGCAACUUGUUCUUUGGUCGUUAGUGGCUGUCUGUCAGUUCAAGCUCAACGGCUAUGCUACGUUCUUGAUUUGCCGCUGCCUUCUGGGGCUGCUGCAGGGAGGCUUUAUACCCGAUAUCAUUUUGUAUCUGUCGUACUUCUACAAGCACGCGGAGAUGACAAUCCGACUUGGCUUCUUCUGGAUGGCAAUGACCUUCGCAGACAUCUUAUGCGCACUUCUGGCGUACGGUAUUCUUCACAUGAGAGGUGUCCUUGGCUACGAAGGUUGGAGAUGGCUAUUCUUGAUCGAGGGGCUUUUCACCAUGUGUAUUGGCUUUCUCUCAUUCCUACUAAUGCCAGCGGGACCCACACAAACUGCUAGCUGGUUCAGGGGUAAGAAUGGAUGGUACACUCCUAGAGAGGAAGAGAUUAUGGUUAAUCGUAUCAUCCGUGACGAUCCGAAUAAGGGAUCUAUGCACAAUCGCCAGAGAAUCACCCUCAGGUUGCUUUGGAAGAGCAUGUGCGACUAUGAUUUAUGGCCGAUUUACCUCAUUGGUUUCACGUUCCUUAUUCCCGCCACUACUCCAAGACAGUACCUGACCCUAUCCCUCCGUGGCCUUGGGUUUAAUACAUUUCAUACGAACUUGCUUGUCAUCCCACAGCAGGUUCUAGGCACAAUUACAAUGAUGUUGCUGUUGUGGAUUGCCGAAAGAACCAAAAACAUUCUUGCUUGGGCGGCAUUCUCUCAAGUUUGGAUGCUGCCGUUCCUCAUCUGGCUAAGGGUUGUUGACAGCACGAAAGUCUCGAGGUGGGUCGUCUGGAUUGUCAUGACCCUUAUGUUGGCAAAACCAAUGCCACAUCCGAUGCAAGUGAAUCUCGUAUCACGUAAUUCCAACGCCGUCCGUUCAAGAACUGUGUCUGCGGCCCUGUACAACAUGACGGUGCAGGUCAGCAACAUCAUUGGUUCCAACAUUUACAGGGCUGAUGACUCUCCUUUGUACCGCCGGGGCAAUAGUGUUCUCCUGGGCCUUGUAGCUUGGAACCUUAUCCUCUACGCAGGCAGUAGGACCUACUAUAAAUGGCGUAACAAUGUGAGGGUUGGAAAGUGGGAGGCCAUGCGUGAGGAUGAAAAGGUCGCAUACCUAGACCAGAAUGACGACGAAGGUAGCAAGCGUUUGGACUUCCGCUUCACUUACUAG